Sclerotinia trifoliorum is the source of this 2093-nucleotide messenger RNA. The record is from the annotation of a GenBank genome assembly. Lineage: Eukaryota; Fungi; Ascomycota; Leotiomycetes; Helotiales; Sclerotiniaceae.
UUCCGAGAUCCGACGUUAGUCUACGGAGAUAAGAAUACAGCGAGGUUAAAUAAGACUUAAGGGUAACAGGAAUUUGAUUGAUAGCAUUGUAUCGUCAUCUUUGCUUUGCUACAACUUUCUACAUAUGUUGUUGCAGUCAUUUUGUAGGUCAAUUGGACCUACUUCUAUUCGAUAUGCUUCUUUGAGUACUCGUUAUGUUUCUCAGACUCACAAACCUCCAUCAUUCCCUACCAUUCCAGAAUGCCCCUCUCCAACAUGUUCCUGCGCUGAGAACCCCAAGAUGCCAGAAGGAUUGGAGAUAGAUCAUUCAAAACCACUCAACGGUACCAUGGCGGCAUAUGCCGAACAGGUUCUAAUAUGCACGGGAAAGUCAGAUUGGCCUUCUCGUAUUGAGGAAGACAAUUCGGGAGACAACCUCGCCGCAGACAUCAAGGAGUUGAUGGGUCGCGGUGGAAUGUAUAGUGAUGUAAUAAGAACAAUUUCGUACAUUCAGUUGAGAUGGUACUAACAGGUCAUAGCCUUAUAACAAUGUUUUGAUUACGAAUGCAUCCUUUCCUUCCACCAUCGCCACACACAGACCCGAAAUUAUAACGACAUCUGCGUACAUAGUACCGUCGUUCAAAUAUAUUCCAUUCCUUCCACGGGUCUCUUUCGAUUCGGUGCAGGCUCUAGUAAAAGGAUAUCUACUUCCAACGAAACUGGAUGCUGCACAUGACAGCAUAUCUCCCAUACAUAAAGAUCGUUUGCUGCGGAGUAAGGAACAGGCAAAAUUUCUGCCUGCUGUAAAAGAUGUGAAGGAUAUAUUGAUAUUGAUUUGCGGACACGGAGGACGAGACAUGAGAUGUGGAAUCCUAGCUCCAAUCUUGCAAGCUGAGUUUGAGAGAGUUCUGCCGACGAAAGAAGUGCAGGUCUUGAAAGGUGCAGUGGAGGUUAGCGUCGAUAGCUCUACAGAGCUCCUGGAAGGACCGAGGGAACCGAAUGUGAAUACUGCAAGAAUUGGGUUAAUCAGUCAUAUCGGGGGACAUAAAUUUGCUGGAAAUGUCAUAUUAUACAUUCCACUUGAAGCUAAGAUGAAAGAUGGUGAAGCUCAUCCAUUGGCAGGAUGUGGAGUUUGGUACGGGAGGGUCGAGCCGAAACACGUAGAGGGUAUCGUGCAAGAGACAUUAUUGGAAGGAAAGGUCAUUGAAGAAAUGUUCCGUGGUGGAAUUAGACAAGGUGGUGAAAUUUUGAGGAUAUAAAUGACGCGAUUAUUGGUGGUGUAGACUUGAAUGACAAAGGACAUCUUCACGGUAGGUAAGCUUUCAAGGUAGAGAUGUGCAACACAUGACCAGGAAAGUCGUCAACUCAUGGAGACGAGAAAACAGAAUUGUCCUCUUUCCAACCAUCAAGAAGUUGUACUCGUUUUUGGAUCAUGCCACCCAAACUGAUGUAAUGCGAAAGGGAAAAGCAAAGGGAACCAGACAUUUCGCACACCAGAUUCGGACUCCAAGGCUUUUUUAUCAGCAGACUGCGAUGAGUGCAAAGGGCAAAUAGAACAUAGCACAAUGAGGUGACAUCGCUAGUUAGUAGCAACGCGUAAAGAUGCUCACAGCCAGCGUCCGAGGCAAUUACUGUACGCGUGCAUGUGAAGACUAGAGAAUCAUAGAAUCCUUUGGGUUUAGGGGGUCUAUGAUCGAGAUGGAGAAGGGGAUCGAGAUCCUCCAUCUCCAUCGAGCGAGCAUAAAGCAUCGAGCAUUCUUGAACAAAUGGAUCAUGGAAGGAGCAACAUGGAAUUCUUUAGUAUCAGCAUGGAAUUUUCAUCAGGCCGUUUGAUGAUUUUUCGUAAGCACAAGCUCACGAGGUACAUUAAAAGUGGGGUUAUUGCUUUUGGCAUUAGGGUAGAGCGUUCCAGAAACUCCUACUUUCCUUCCAACAACCAAGAAAUUCUGAUUUUUAUAUGCAAAUGAAGUAUUGACCUAGUUCAAAUGAGGAACUAGUGGCUCCUGCGCUCAGCUCAAUAGCGGGGGAUCUUCCAUUUUUUGCCAUGCGGAUAACAUCGGAAAGGGAAAACCCGCAUUUGUUUGAUGGGAAAAGUUGGUCAAGCCACAAAGCGU